Drosophila suzukii is the source of this 1899-nucleotide messenger RNA. RefSeq lists its product as uncharacterized. Lineage: Eukaryota; Metazoa; Arthropoda; Insecta; Diptera; Drosophilidae. The record is from RefSeq and is a predicted model, not a curated record. Gene Ontology annotation, cellular component: cytoplasmic microtubule.
GUAACCCGAAUACAAAGUAGGCUUUGUCCUUAACCUCGUCCGACUUGUCAAUAUCCCAGCCCCGGAUAGGUCAGUAUCAUCUUCCACUCCGACCAUAACGCACACCUAAAAAUAAGUGAAAAAAUCACUCUAGCUUCCGAAAUAAGUUACAGUACUCGUUCGUUUUCUUUAUGUGAAUUUGAAUACAAAAUAUUUCCAAACGUGUUAAUCCGAUAAGCAAGUUUCUAUCACUGACAUAUAGAACACGAAGUUUGAGAUGGCCUCGCUACGGCGGACACAUGGCGGCGGUCGCGACUUCCUGCAGGAAAACAAGCAGAAUGUCGCCCGAAUGGAGACCAAUGGCAGGUGCCUGGCGGCGGCCCAUGCCCGCCGGGUGCCCCUGUGGCGUCCGGUGGUGCUCCACUACUCGGAGCCGUUGCGUCCCCAUGGAUACAAUAGCCAGGAGCGUCAUGCCUCCCACGAAGCCCCCGAUCUGAGGAGCGGUCUGGCCCAGCCGUAUGGCUUCAGGUCCGCGUCACUUCCCAGGUUACCGAAUCUGUGCGACAUGGCCCAAAAUAUGGCGGUGCGCAAGGAGCAGGAGCGCAUGCAGGGCGGCUGGGAGGAUCAGCAGAAGAAGCCGUCGAUGGGGUGCUGCAACGGCUGCCACUGUCAUCACGGCCCUCACGCCCAUCAGGGUCACCAGGCCGAGGCAGGGUCUCUUCGUCAGGGUCACCAGGCCGAGACAGUGUCCCUCCGUCAGGGUCAUCAGGCUGAUACAAUGUCCCUCCGUCAGGGUCACCAGGCCGAGCCGAUGCCGCCCCAUCAGUGUCACCAAGGAGGAGGGGAUGCUCCCACUAAGGGUCACCAAGCCGAAAAGGAAGUAAAGAUGUCCAAACAGGGGGAAGGUGAUCAGGCCGAUCGCGUUUCCCUGGUUUCACGAGCAUCCCGCGUGUCUCGCCGUUCCCAGAGGAUCCCCAACCACGCCCAGGAGAACGCCGAUCCCGAGGCCCCCUUGAGUGCCCGCAGCAGUGCCUCGGCCAAGACUAUCAAGUCCAAGAGAUCCGUUUCCCAGGAGAGUGUCCGUUCGAAUGCCACCAUCAAGUCUAAUAUAUCAGUGGCCUCUAGGAGCACCACGGCCUCGAAGAGAUCUCAAGUCAGUCGCAAAUCGCAGAUGAUGGAGGUAAUGCCGCCUCCAACGCAUUUGCAGGACCAGAAGCCCCGGGAAGGGGAAGUGGAGAAGGCACCGCCCACCGCCUACGAGGGCUACACACCACUGACCACCACCGAACGUAAUGCUGCACUCCAGGAUGCCCAGUUCAAGUAUGGCAAGCUCGUCGAGGAAUACAACCAUCUGCCCGUUUCGGAGCCCACUUUGCGCGUGCGCAAUCGCAAGAUGGCCAUCGAACGUCAGCUGGACGAACUGGACUAUGCCAUCAAUAUGUUCGAUCAGCCCAAUCUGGAUAUGUACUACAAGAAAUGAUGAUCACAACCCGCUCGUUAAUCGUUUAAAAGAAUGUUGCCCAUUUCCAAAUUGAGUUGUUUGCCACAAAACCAUUCGGAAACCUUACUACAGACAUAGAAGGGUUCCGAAUUCAAAAAAAUCUCGAGAAAAUAACAGAAAAAGCAUGGAAUUGCUACUAAACUUACACAAAUUUGAUGCCCAAUGGCAUACAAAUGCAAACUUUUGAAUGAAAUGCACUAAUCAAGAAACUAAAACAUAAAAUUCAAACAAAAUUACACUAGCCUGAAGAAGAGGACUCAAGUUCAGAACUAAUUAUGAAGAACUGCAACCAUGAUAAAUCAAAUGGAAAUACGAAAAUCAAAAACAUAAAUUCGAAUGGGAAUACGAAAAUCAAGAACAUAAAAACGGAGGGGAAUACAAAAAUCAAGAAUAAUAAAUCAUGGGUCAUACGAUUAAUA